AGGAGCCGCCUAGUAGGGCCCUUCCUCUGUGGCGCUAGAGAGAGAAGAUGGCUCCCGUUUUGGACAAGCAGCUCCCGACCGACAACGGUGCCGAGGACGAAGAAGGACAGAGUCUCUGGUCUGAAAUACUGAGCGACGUCUCAACUCGUUCUAGUUCAAAGUUGCCAUCAGGAAAAAAUAUACUGGUGUUUGGUGAGGAUGGAUCCGGUAAAACGUCGCUCAUGUCCAAACUCCAAGGAGGCGAUUACAACAAGAAAGGUCGUGGUUUGGAAUAUCUUUAUUUAAACGUCCAUGACGAAGACCGAGACGACCCGACUCGGUGUAAUGUGUGGAUCCUGGAUGGGGAUCUGUACCACAAGGGUCUGCUGAAGUUUGCCGUGACAGCCCAGACACUAGCAAACAGCCUGGCCUUGUUCGUGGUGGACAUGUCCCGGCCCUGGAGCAUCAUGGAGUCUUUGCAGAAGUGGGCAAGUGUCCUGCGAGACCACGUGGACAAGCUGAAGAUAUCGCCUGAGCACAUGAGGGAGCUGGAGCAGAAGAUGAUGAAGGCCUUCCAGGACUACGCGGAGCCAGAGGAUGUUAACCAGGCGUCAUCCCAGAGACGAGCCCAACCAGGGUCCGAUGGAGAGGACGUUGUGCUACCGCUAGGAGAGAACACGCUUACACACAACCUGGGAAUCCCUGUGCUAAUAGUUUGCUCAAAGUGUGAUGCUGUGGCCGUGCUGGAGAAGGAGCACGACUACAGGGAGGAGCACUUUGACUUCCUCCAGUCUCACAUCCGGAGGUUCUGCUUAAACUACGGUGCCGGACUCAUCUACACCUCGGUUAAAGAGGAGAAGAACCUGGACUUGCUCCAUAAAUACAUCCUCCACAAGAUCUACGAAUUCCAGUUCUCCAGCCCCGCCCUGGUGGUGGAGAAGGACGCCGUGUUCAUUCCCGCCGGGUGGGACAACGAGAAGAAGAUCGGGAUUCUGCACGAGAACUUUACGACAGUCCGACCCGAGGAUCCCUUCGACGGCUUCAUCAUUAAGCCUCCGGUUCGAAAGCUAGUCCACGACAAGGAGAUAAACGCUGAAGACGAACAAGUGUUCCUGAUGAAGCAGCAGUCUCUUCUAGCAAAACAACCAGCCACACCGACACGUGGAGCCAAUGAGUCUCCGGGGCGGACGUCGUCCUCUUCCCCCAGGCCUACGGUUCGGUCUGGGCAGCCCAGCAGCAAUAGUGGAUCCCCCAUGACUAACGUUAAAAAGCCAGAUCCAAACAUGAAGGUAGGGGCCGCUGCCAACGAAGGAGUGCUGGCUAACUUCUUCAACAGCCUGCUGAGUAAAAAGACGGGGUCCCCAGGAAGCCCCGGUGGGGGGGCCCCAGCCGCCGGGGCAGGAGUUCAGGGCUCUGCCAAAAAAACAGGGCAGAAGCCGGGUUUGACUGACGUGCAGGCGGAACUGGACAGGAUGACCCGCAAGCCAGAGACCGUGGUUACCGUCAACAACGUCCCACCUCCCACGGAGAACCAGGCGUGAAGGCACACUUGCGCAGCCGCUGCAAUUUCCCUCUGCAUUUAUUCUCAUAUACACCAUAGCAUAAACACAAACUGCUGCACACCACUAAAUGCCCCCCCCCCCCCCCCCCCCCAAGUCACAACAUGCUGCUCUCACCAAGAGGAUCUUCAGCUGCUGUUAUCCUGGGUGACGGUAGAGAGAGAUGUUUACAGAGAUGGAGAGAGAGGCAGAGAUAUGGAAAGAGAAAUACAGAGAUGCUGAGGUGAAAAGAAGGUCUAGGGAGAAAGAGAAUGGCUAGGUUGAAAGAGAUUGAGACAUUCUUGGCAUAGAGUGAUGGUUUCAAGUAUUUUCGUGACUAACUGACGAGUGAUGAAGUGAUGCACAGGGUACCGUCAGCUGCGACACCACCGCCUCCCCCAAACCUGGUUGCAACCCCCUUUACCUGGGCCUCUACCCCUUCCCCCUGCUCGCUUAAAGCCUGAAACCAACAGCUUCCUUGUUCUAGGGUCGCAUCUAGGAAGGAACUUCAAUGAGUUGUAAUUUGAAAGAUAUUAAAACUUGAAAUAUAUUCUCCUAGAAAAAUUAUUACAAGUAAUUCCCAGGCGUAUAUAGUGGGGGAUAUAUUAAAUAUACUGAUUGUAUUUAUACAAAGGUUCCAUAUUUUAUUGUAUUCCACACUAAGGGUUCAGGAAUCACAUAGGUCCAUCGUAGCACGUGGACUACACUACUAAGGAGAAGAAGUGAUUGCACGCUAUAGAAGUGAUGGCAAAUGUCUCCACCCAACAUGUAGGAUCUGUAAAUUACAUGACAACCCUGUUCUCAAACGUUGGCUUGACUUUGUAUAAAAUGCAACUCUUGAUCCAAAUGAUGAAGAUGAGGUCUUUUUGACGACACAAGACUGUUAAAAUAGCAACUGCAGCGCUUAUCUUGGCUACAGGCGAGCAAGCGUAUGUUUGACUUAGUCUGUGUUUUGAAUGUGUGUGAGUGUAUUUGUGAGUUGGGGCAGUAUCUUUUCUUAAAGAGACCUCCUAAGUGCCUGGCACACUGAGCAGGUUGUGUCCUCGUACAGGGUAUGCACUGUAGCACCAGUGGCUUAUGAAUUUCCCUCUUUCUUUAUUUUUAUUUUCUCCAUUUCUCGUCCAACUAAUUUAUUUGAUUAUUUUGCAUUAACUUUAUGUAUGCGGUAAUAAGCCUGUGGUCUCUGACCAAUAGAAAAAGGUUCAAGUGUACAUUGCUUGGUUCAAGUAGGUGAUGCAGCAAUAUUUGCCUUUAUUAUAAACUAACGAUUGUGGUCUUGACUGUAAGGUUAUCAGGCUGCUAUUGGUCUGGCUUAGACUACGAGCUGUAGUGCAUCUUGUUCCCCUUGAUUUUCAUUUAUUGUGGUUUUUAUACCACUUACUUUGUGGCAAAAGCAAAGUGAAAUUGACUUAGUAUAGUUGAGCAAAGCUCUUGCCCAUGAAAUGUCUGCCGGAUGGUGUGUGAAGUGUCCAAACUAUCCUUUAAACAUUCCCUUUCUCUACAGGAUGAACAGCUUCUUUCAUAUGGGAAUCCUGUUAAGCAUUUAUGGGUUAUUUUAUUGUCUUUGCUUCUCUAGUGCCCCCCUUAUUUUGUCAUUUUUUGCCAAAAUUGUACCUUUAUUGCUCCAGGCUUCUUGAGUAAGCAGUUAACCAGCCUUUUGUUUCCUGUACUCUGCGCUCCAAACCUGAGUCCUGGUUUAGAAGCUCGACAAAAUGAAUAAACCGGCAACUUGUGCCUCGGCUGAUUAGGCCUUUAAAGUCCUUUUUAAAUGGUUGCUUAUUAGUUAUUUCAUAUAAAUCAAUGUGUAUGUAAUCAGUAUUUACCUGUAAAAUAUCAAUUAUCUGUAAUAUUGCAAUACCAAUUGAAUUUUUUUCAAUUGCCAGUGCAAGGCCCGACUCGUGAUAUUACUAGGCCUGGGGGAGGGGAAAUAACUUACUUUCCAUUCAGAACUGAAGAAUAAACUGGAAAACGAGUUGACUGAGAAACACAUGACUUUCUUCAUCCCAACAUGAUCAUCACAGCAGACAUUUUUAUUUUCCACGUUAAGAAACCAUUCCGAACAGUUCCUGUUGAAACACUUGAUUUAACCCGUUUUGUGUUUCAACAGGUUAUAUGUUCAAGUAGAACUGAUUUAAAUGAUAUGCUUUCUUAUCUGUGUUUACGAUUUAAAGGAAAAAUGGGUAUGGGUCUUGUGUACCUGGUUUUGGUUUUUGUUUAUUUUGCAGUUCAAGGGAAUAACCACAAGAUCUUGUUGGUCAACCACAUAAUGCUAUAAUCAGCAUCAAUUGUUUUCACGUCCAAUUUCUUCAUGGAUAACUCCACGAAGGGGUUUAAAAGCACAUAAUGGUUGUAUUUGAUUGUUAUCAGCCUGAAUAUGCACGUUAGCCCUCCUGCUUUGCCUCUAAAUAUACUAUACUAACAUCAAUCCAAUCAGUAGAUUGUCUUUGCAACAAACUAAAUAUUCUACAUUAACUGUUUAAAAUAUUGUAAUAUAGCCUUAGUUAACUUAUCCAUAAUGACUGCACAGGCAACAGGGAAUGGUGAAUAAUUUGUAUAAAUAUUUUUUUGGUUUUAAUCAGGAAAGUACAUUACUCCAGCUGUGUUUGACUACAUAUUUUUCAGCAUUUGUUUUUUUGGAAAAGUACUAUAUAAACCAAACCCCAUAUGUUAACCAAGUCCUUAAGGAGUUUGAAUUUUUUUGUUUUUGGCCGAUUUUUAUCCCCCUGAUACCAUAAUGAACCAAACUUUUCAACAUGCCUUAACCAUUAUCGAGUUCUACGGUUAGGGAGAAAUUGGACGUUUUGACCUUUUGAGUGAUCCGAGGAAUGGGUUUCCAAGCUGCUUGCGAACCUGCUUGAUUUCACAUGAUGUUUGUGUGAAAUAAAAUUGCUAUUCUGCAUCUUAAUUGCAGCAACGUGACCUUAACUGUUGAUUGCAGCGUACACCCUCUGGAGGUGUGUGUGUGUGUGUGUCGUUUUUAUUUUAGCGUUGAGUAGCAGCUAUGUGAAACCUCUAGCUUCAUGUGCCGACCAGGAUAAAGAACCUGUCUGUCUGCCCCCGCUUUAAUAAAAAACAAUACCUGAAAUCCCUUGCUUUGCUUCUGACUCUU
This is a messenger RNA of Gadus chalcogrammus (walleye pollock), 4626 nucleotides long. It is a transcript of the gene dync1li2, whose product is annotated as dynein, cytoplasmic 1, light intermediate chain 2. The transcript is spliced from 13 exons. Gene Ontology annotation, biological process: microtubule cytoskeleton organization; microtubule-based movement. Gene Ontology annotation, cellular component: centrosome; cytoplasmic dynein complex. Lineage: Eukaryota; Metazoa; Chordata; Actinopteri; Gadiformes; Gadidae. Bases 48 to 1520 code for a protein of 490 amino acids. Gene Ontology annotation, molecular function: dynein heavy chain binding. The record is from RefSeq and is a predicted model, not a curated record.